Molecule: messenger RNA, 10556 nt
Organism: Larimichthys crocea (large yellow croaker)
Lineage: Eukaryota; Metazoa; Chordata; Actinopteri; Sciaenidae
Product: thyroid hormone receptor alpha
Exons: 13
Coding region: 2143-3384 (413 amino acids)
Biological process (GO): cell differentiation; positive regulation of transcription by RNA polymerase II; retinoic acid receptor signaling pathway
Cellular component (GO): RNA polymerase II transcription regulator complex
Molecular function (GO): nuclear receptor activity; zinc ion binding; RNA polymerase II cis-regulatory region sequence-specific DNA binding
Source: RefSeq, a predicted model, not a curated record
GUAGAGGGCGUUGCGUAGCCUGGUGAAGCAAGAGCAACCCCCGGCGGCAGCUUCCCUUCCCCUGACCCGCAUUCACCACCAGUACUGUACAUGAAGGAGGCGGAGGAGGAGGACGGGGGGAGGACCGAGCCAGCACAGAAAGCAAAUAAACGCCGUGGAGUUCUCCGGCAGACCGUGGCUGUGGCUUUGGCAGUCCCUGACAGACACGGCGCUCCCGUCUCCUCGCACCUGUGAGCGGACUGAAAAAAGAGAAGGAGGAGGGGGGGCCACCGCCGGGAGACAGCCGCGAGCUACGCCGUUUAAGAGACGCUUCUUCGCGGGGAUCGCUCCAUGUUUCUGCUCUUGUUUUUCUUCAAGUAUUAGUGCGGCUGUUCGUCGUUUACGGGCUUUAUGACGGUACAGGAGGCGGCUUUGCACCAUAAGCCGAGCAUUGGAUGAGGGCAGCAUCAUCAUCAUCAUCUGCUUCGCUUGUGGACCAGUCGGACGUUGUUGUGUGACUCAUUUUUCUUUAUCCAGAGCUGCAGCUGAAGACAUCCUGUUGGUCGGGAUUUACCAGACUGCUGUGAGAAGUGUACUUCAGUGAGGACGCUCUGCCAUCUGAUGUUUGUGUCAAUGAGGAAGACCGGCCUCCGUCUCCCUCCUCUCACCACCAGCUGAAGAUAGACAGGAAGCAGGGGGCAGAGAGAGGGGGAGUCCGAUGCGGGAUUCGAACCGGGGCCAGCUGCAGUCACACAGAGCAUGCUGUAGUUUGGGUCUUAAUGAACGUCAUGCGUCACAGUGGAGCCCCUGAAGAAACAUCCGUGUGCAUGUUAAGAGGCAGAGCCGGUGGACACUGGGAAACCACCAGCAUUCUUUCAGGAGAUAGAAGAAUAUACUCAACACAGUUUUACCUCCCACCAUCCUGUCCUCCACCUCUGAUCCAAUCAGAGAAACCUCUUCUGCUUUCUACCUCCCAGAGACCCUGAAAAGGAAAAAAAACUAUUUAUUAUCUGUUCUCAGUUUCUUCUCUUCGUGCAACAUUUCUCCAUUUACCUCAGGGAAUUUCUCCCACUGCCUACCUCCUCCACCGAAUUAGCCAACCAAGUGACUGGAACACAGAGCAAAGACACACCUGUGACCUCUCGCUGCUGUUACCGUGACAACCUGUAUUGCCUCUCAAGCUCUCCUCACUGCAACCGUGACGACCAGCAAUGACCUUGGACCUCUUACCAACUGCCAGCUCAGACCCGCUCACUGACUAAAUAGAACGGAUCCACACUCGUAGCCUGGAAUUCGGGGUCCUUAUUACUGGAAGGAAAGGCAACACGUUGCCAGAAAGGUAGCUACACACACUCACAAUAGCCUCACCUUUCUAAACAAUAUACCUGGCAGGGAACUAUAUACCUCAGCAGACAGCUUCUAGAUAGAUACGCAACACAAGGCAACUUUUCAGCAACAACGUUCACUAUCCCGGUGCUUCAGUCCAACCCAGUAGGUUACACAUGCUCACUAGCCCAGUGCUUCAAUCCACCCAGAAGACGACUCACUGCAGCAUCUUCCGUUUGCCUUAGAGGCGGGAGUAUAGCAACAGUAGCCAGGGAGGCCUCCAGAGAAGCAGAGAGAGAGAGAGACGGAGUGAGAGACUCAGAAGUAUAAGCCUGGCAAGCAACUUCAUUUCAUUUGCUUCUCAGCAAAGUCACAUCACAGCCAACUUCACCGUCUAAGCAGUAGCAUUAAGAGACAGUGAUUGCCCAAGAGGCCGUUGGAGAUCGCAGCAGAGACAUAGACGUUCAUCCUGCUUCCUCUUCACAAGUAGAGCUACCCACGGAGCAGGAGAAGUUUCCGGGAACCUCAUCAACUUUUCUCACUCUGGCAGCAAGCCACAAAGAACUUCUGGCUGAUUUAACUCUGUAGAAGAUCCAUAUUGUGUGACGGCAAAGAGAAAAGACGAGAAAGAAAUCAUUGAGAGAAGAAUGCAGCGCUUUCUUUUGCUUUCACUGAUGUCCCGCCCACCGUGCUCUUCCCAGCCAAUCGCCACCCAGAUUCUCAGAUGGCUGUCUAUUGAAGGGGCUGCCGGCGAAUGCUAAGCAGGCUGGCGAGGUCGAGGUCCGCCUCAUUGUCCUGUGAUUGGCUGCCUGGCGGGACUGAGGCCACGCUGAGCCAAUGUCGAGCAAGCAGGAUAGCAACUCAUCAGAGGGAGAGGAGAAAGGGUGGCCAGAUGUGCCGAAGAGAAAGAGUAAGAACAGCCAGUGUUCGGUGAAGAGUAUGUCUGCUCUUAGUGUCUCUGUUCCAGGGUACAUCCCCAGCUACUUGGAGAAGGAUGAGCCGUGUGUGGUGUGCGGGGACAAGGCGACCGGCUACCACUACCGCUGCAUCACCUGUGAGGGUUGCAAGGGUUUCUUCCGCAGGACCAUCCAGAAGAACCUCCACCCCGCUUACUCGUGUAAAUACGAAGGCUGCUGCAUCAUCGACAAGAUCACCCGCAACCAGUGCCAGCUGUGCCGCUUUAAGAAGUGCAUCUCUGUGGGCAUGGCCAUGGACUUGGUGUUGGACGAGUCGAAGCGCGUGGCCAAGCGGCGUCUGAUUGAGGAGAACCGACAGAGGAGGAAGAGGGAGGAGAUGGUGCGGACGCUGCAGACGAGGCCGGAGCCGAACACGGCGGAGUGGGAGCUGAUCCGGAUGGCGACCGAAGCCCACCGGCACACCAAUGCCCAGGGCUCCAGCUGGAAACAGAAGCGCAAGUUCCUGCCGGAUGAUAUCGGCCAGGGUCCGAUGGUGCCCACUUCCGUCGGAGAUAAGGUGGACCUGGAAGCCUUCAGCGAGUUCACCAAGAUCAUGACCCCCGCCAUCACGCGCGUCGUCGACUUUGCCAAGAAAUUGCCCAUGUUCUCAGAGCUGCCUUGUGAAGACCAGAUCAUCUUGCUGAAGGGCUGCUGCAUGGAGAUCAUGUCGCUGCGCGCCGCUGUACGCUACGACCCGGACAGCGAGACGCUGACGCUAAAUGGCGAGAUGGCGGUGAAACGCGAGCAGCUGAAGAACGGCGGGUUGGGCGUGGUGUCGGACGCCAUCUUUGACUUGGGCAAGAGCCUGGCUCAGUUCAACCUGGACGACUCAGAGGUGGCUCUGAUGCAGGCGGUGCUGCUCAUGAGCUCAGACCGUUCAGGGCUGACCAGUGUGGAAAAGAUCGAGCAGUGCCAGGAGGCCUACCUGCUGGCAUUCGAGCACUACAUCAACUACCGCAAGCACAACAUUCCCCACUUCUGGCCCAAGCUUCUGAUGAAGGUGACAGACCUGCGCAUGAUUGGAGCUUGCCACGCCAGCCGCUUCCUCCAUAUGAAGGUGGAGUGUCCCAACGAACUCUUUCCUCCGCUUUUCCUGGAGGUCUUCGAGGACCAGGAAGUGUGACUUAUAGAAGGUGGAGUGUGCCCCCCUCCUAAAAAAACCCUGGACACAGAUGGAAAUAAAUAGGGUGGCUUUGGCGGGGGAAAGGAAGUGUGGGGGAAUGACAAGAGGAGAAAAACAACAUUUUUUUUUUGUUCUUUAGUGGGAAUGUGCCCUGUGUCCUUUUUUUUUGUCAACACCGACAAGACCCCUGCCACCAGCAAACACACGCGGACAUCACCAGUGAGAAACACACUGACAGUCUGAGAGGUACACACACACACAGUUCUAAAUAUUCAGAUGAAUUCCAAACACACUGCCAUGGACGUUCAGUAGAUCUAUAUGCAAAUUUCAGCAAUUAACUCCUCUUGCACCUGUAUGGAGAAACAGCUGUACUCUGCUCCUACACUAAUGCAAACUAAGGGGCUUGGUCACAUCUCUACUCCCCCCACACCCACCCCUUACCUUUAUAAAAAAAUAAAAAUAAUUAAAAUUAAAAAAAAAAAGUAGGGUUUUUCUCUGGGACCUGACCAUUAGCUCCUCAGAUGCGCCACCCACCGCUCCCCUGCCUCCCAUGCAUCUCUUUAACUGCAACGGCGUCCUCCGUCUGCAGGUGCAGCCCACCCCUCAGUCCGCCGAGGCCCUGUGAGUGUUUGUCGACCUACCUCCCUCACGUACCGACCUCUCUGUCUCUCUCUGUCUCACGUACACACAGAGAUGCGUGCGCACACACACACACACACACACACACACGAUGUACGUGCACAGAACAUACCCCUACACUCUUACCUCAUACCUUGUAAAGAUGUAUUUCCUUGUUUAUUGUGUGGGUGGUGAUAGUUUGUUGAGAAAACACGGAGCCAUGCAGUCCUCACCUACCCAUCUACCUGUCUAUUAGCGGUAAGAGAAGUCACAGUGGGAACACUUUGUAUGAAGCCCUGAUCUAUAAUGUGUUCUUUAUAUGCACAUAGCAUGCAUGAUGCAUGCAUGACACAUAGUAAUAAUCCAGUAUGACAGUUGCUUUGUGAAUUUCUGUGUAUUAAACUGCAGUCAAAGAUAUUAUAUGUACGAUUAUAAUGCUCUAAAAGUUCUAAGAUGUUAUGAAUAUCAUAAUCUAUGUAAGUACGCUGGAUAAAGAUUAGGUUACGGCAAUGCUUGUCUGCUACAAGAAAGGGUGUAUUAAUAUUUAGCAGGUUUUUAUUAUUACAUAGCUUGGAAAAUAUGCUUAUAUUAAGCUAAUAUAUUUUGUAUAUAUUGUUGAGCAUUAGAUGAGAAGAUAGAUACUAAUCUCAAACAUAUGAUGCUACAGCCAUACCUUAGCCUGGCUUAGCUUAUUUUAGCUUAGCCUAGCUCUGUCCAAACUGUGAAUGCUACAGUCCUACAGGGGCCAGAAUUUGGUUACCUUUGAACAGAGCUAGGCUAGCUGUUUCCCAGUGUUUUACCAAAUAGGAAUAUUUCCCAAAAAAACACUUUACCAAUUAUUAUUAGAUUAGUUGCCAUCUCAAAAGACAAAUUGUAUCGUCUUUUUACCAGGUUAAAGUUUUGUCUCUGUGUUACUUUGACCAAAUGCCCAUAGAACUAAUGACAUAUUCAUCAGCCCCAGCUGUAUUUAGUGUUGAGUGCUAAUUAGCAAAUGUUAGCAUGCUAAACUAAACUGCUAAACUGAGAUGGUAACCAUAACCAUAACAAACAUUAAUUGCUAAACUCAAUAAGCUACAGCAGCUCUCAUGAGUAUGAGUAUGGUCUAGACCUGCUCUGUAUGGAAAGUGCCAUGCGAUAACUUUUUUUAAUGAAUUGGCGCUAUAUAAAUGAAAUUGAAUUGAACUGAAUGAAUGUGUGUAAAAGCUGAGUUGCUUUACGGUGCUUAUAGCCAGCACAAAGCUUUUUCAAUGAAAGAGCCAGAGCUCUGUAUGCCAGCUAGAGAAGGACAAUGAGAAUGUUAGUGGCUAGCUUGUGAAAAUAGUGCAGUAUUUCGCUGCUAAAGAGCCACUUAUUCACCUCAGGAGGUCUGAAUAUUGGACUUUAGUGAAAUUAUUCAUAACACCUUAUAAUUUUUAGACUUUAGCAUAAAUAGUAUAUAGUAUUGUUAUGAGACAUUGUGAGUAUUUCAUCAUUGUGUGUAUUGUAGCUUUAGGCUACAUAGAAAGUGUUUCCACUACAGUGUCACUUACUGUACUUAAAAAUAGUUUAGAACAUAAUACCUGUAGGUGCAAUAUAUAUAUAUAUAUAUAUAUAUAUAUAUAUAUACACACACACACACACACAUAUUAUGAAUCCACAGUAUAUUGCUACAAUACCUCUCGGACACAUACCUCCUGUUUUCAUUACCUCACACACAAACACACACACCCAUUCAGUUGUUCUUUAUGUAUUACCUCAGUUGUUUGGUUGUUCAUCUCUUCCUCCUCCCAAAUAACUUCUGGGCUGCACCACCACACUUCCUGUCUCCACGUGCGUAUGAGAAUGCAUCUUCUCAUUGGAGCCCUGCCCUAUUAAUCACAUCGUAGCCCCGCCUCCUCACCUCCCCGCUGUCUUGUGAUAGGUUCAACGCUGGCAGAUGGUGGUGGUGGGAGGAGAUGUUGUCACUUACCUCUUACCCCCUCCCCCCGGUUACCUGUUUCAAGUCCAGCCUGAAACCAACAGAUUCUACCUCACCUCUCAUCUCAGUGCAGCUCCCUCUCUGUCUGCAACACACUGACAUGCAUGCACACAUAUAUAUAAAUAUUUAGUAUAUAUGUACACACCUUGCACAAAGGAGUUGCCAGCAUGCCAGGAGUGUGCUGCUCCACCGGCAGUCUUUUAAACAGGCCAUGGAUCAACAUUUCAUAUGGCAGACCCCUUUUUUCUGUUUUUAUCACACACCACAUGAGGACCAACAGUCACUUUGGAUUUUGAUUUAGGAACCUGAAAAUGACGAGGGCAGGGGUGAAUUUGUGACAUUACAGUGUGCCGACUGAACUCAAAGGAAGCUGUCAGAGGAUGACGACAGCUGGAAGCUGGGACUCCAGUGGAAGCCAUUUUGGCCUGAUUGGGGGUCAGGCCAACAGACUUUGAUGUGGGUGGUGACUGGACUGGGAGGUAAAUAAACAGCAAGUGAGCCAGCAGUAUUCGCCUGUGGAUAUUCAUCCCUGGCUGAUGGGAGGGAAGCGACGACUGAGCAACUGUACGGGCAGCGAUGUGACUCAGGCCAGGCCGAUUGCAGACCACCAACACGACAAUGGACCAUUGUUCUCGCACCUACAGCGCACCUCCCGAUCCUUCCCUCGCCAUCGCGGUAGAAAUGGACGCUAAGCCAUUCAAAAGACUUUCUAAACGGCUGUCCUAUCCCAGAAACUUACACUAUGAAUUAAACACUGCUGAAAUAAGCUCCACCAACCAUAUCCCAAAUUGCCAUCCACUACAAGUAACUAUCAGGUUUUUUUCUGUUGCACUAAAACCACAAUGUCUGUAUCCCUUAGUAGCCCUGAACCUCUCCCUUCAUCUCCUCCCCCCACACCUUUCCUCCUCCUGCCUGUCUUUAGCUGUCUUAACAAUAUUAUCACACACUCAUAAACACACACACACAGAGUCCAUUUUCUCAUCUCUUUAUUACCUGUUGAAACCAACGAGGACUGUGACAUGGCCUUUAGGCGCCGCCACUCUCAGUGUUACUAAUCUAUGUUGCAGGGUAUUAAAAUAGAACCGUAAUCGCUGAUUAUACAGGGAUAUACACACACACGCACACACACGCACACACACACAGAUAGCAGCAGAAGCAGCAGCACACACAGCAAUAGGAUGAUCAAGCAGUACAGUUUCACACCCGCCAUCUCCAGGUCUUUGUGUGUUCGUACCGUACUUUGCUCACUAUCACUGUGAAUGAAAGCCAUGCUGCAAACCGAGUCACGGCUCAGACAGGGAACUGCUGGCUUAGUAAUUAUGACAUGUUAAUGUGCCUCACAGAGGUCGGUAAUACAAGUAUACAGUAUACAGAAGCUUAUAUUUAUGGAUAUAUAUAUACGUGUAUAAAUAUAUAUAAAUGUUACAGUUAUUGUAUGUGGCAUUCAAGCUAUCAGCUGAUUAUGCUGCCAGCUCAAAUCAGAUCAUGAAUUCUGUCUGAGCAAUCAUGUAGCAGAGGAAGUCAGGACUCGGUUUACUGCGUCAUGAUGCUUGAUCACCAACUAACCUUCAUAGUUUAUUCACCUGUUGCAUACCUCUAAAUCACUUCAUAUAGCACAGGAAGGACCUUAAGCAGAAAUACAUCUCUAUUCCUACUUUGGGAUUUUGUUCAGGUUUAGAUUUGAGCUGGCAGCACAGCUUCUCUCUCUUCUCUCUCUUUCUCUCUCUUACUCUCUGCCAAACUGUCACUGGAGAAAUCCUCCCCCCACACCAGCACCACAGAGCACACUGCCUUCAGCCAUGAUCAGAUGCACCAGCACAGCAGAGAGACAGACCAAUAAGUCAGUGACCAUCCUCCUCACCAAAAAGCCAUUCUAACUGGACACAUGACCCCUACCUAUAAUAACACUUUGUUCAGAUGGCCAGCAAAUCCAAUUUAAAUCUGAUCUGCUAACAGUGUCAUUUUUAAUUGACCCGGCUGCAUUUAGGUUUGGACAGCAUGUUCACUGGCUGCCCACAUGACCUCGGUUGUCAUGGCGGCAGAGAACAUGUUUUCCGCAUGACGAGCAACUCAAGAUGCUGCAACAAACCAUGACACAGAGUGCUUAUUCUGACUUUUAUGGCUUCAUUACAUCCUCGCAGUGCAUUCACGAGAAAAGGCAUGAAUCCUUCUUUUCUUUAAAAUUGUGUCUAAAUUCUAAACUAGAAACAUCGGUUGGCUCCGCGUGUUUGAACAUGGUUAGGGUCGUGCUACACGAGGCAGUUUUGCAGACAAAUCUGAAUGGAACUGCCUCUCGUUAUAAGAGCCAGAGUCAAACAUUUCCUUAGACAGCACUGUUUGAGGGAAGCAGCAAUGUUGUGGCUGAUUAGAGUUGCCACAAAAGUUGCACUGUGUACCUGUACACCCUGUUAUUUUCUACACUUCCUCACCAAAAUAAAGCUGAAGUCUCUUCUGCACAGUGACCACACAAUUGUGUUUUUUCUUCUUCUCUGUCUCUUAGACUAAAGUUAGGGUUAUGUUCGUUUACAGUCAACUAAAAUGUGAACUCUGUCGCUGCAGCAUGGCACAAAACCAACCACUCUGAAGCAGUUCAACUCAUUUUUCAAAAAUCAACUACUUCUACUACUUUUAUUACUUACCCAGGGAAAACAUCUGUAAGUCACUAACAUCUUUUCUCUCUUCCUAACAUGUCUUUUCCCAUCCUUCCAUGUCCAUUCCCCAACGUCUCCAUUCUAGUUCGUGUUUUUUUUAAAUCUUGGGAAUUUACAUCCUCAUCCCUUCGCCCUCCCUUUCCUCUAUUUAUUUCACUUCACACACAUACUCACAAAAACCUACCACGACUCAUACAAGCACUCUUUGGUGGAGAAAGACGACAAUCCCUGCAGGAAUAUGUCCAUAUGUGGAAUGUAAAAUACUGAAAUUGUACGAUUAAAGAAACGGUGUGAAGUCCCACACUCAUGUUGUUUUCGAUGUUGUUGAUGUUGCUUUUGUUGUGCACCAAGUGUUUGUCGUUAUGCUUAUUCUAGGGUGGAUGAGUUUGCAGGCGGGGUUAAAACCUUGAUCGUGUGACAGACUGCUACUGAUAAGUCCUUUUUUUAAAAAUAUAGUAUGUUUAUUGAAGACUGGUGGUGUAGGGACUGCAAAACCCUGAGUGAUGUAAAGCAAGAGAUGAAGUGACUUUAUUUUGGAUAGAGCAAAAAGAAAAAAAAGCUGGGGUUUUUUUUAUGAUUAUUCUUUUAUGUCGUUAUUACUUUACAUUUUAUUUUCUUGGUAAGUGAAUGUCUGUCUACCUGUGUUGAUGCUUUACUGUGAGAAAACGGCUGUGUAUGCACUGUCAGACCAUCGCUAGUGCAAUAGCUAAUGCUCAAACGUCACCCAAGGGCCAGGGUUGGAAUCACCUUCAGUUUAGCUGAUUGAAAAAAGCACCAUGCUAUUCUAUUUCUAGUAGAUGUAAUCAGAUUUUGCAUUUUAACUUUUAAGUUGCCUUAUUCCAGUGUUACGCUGUAGUCUGCGAUGAACUAAUAACACUAUAAAAUAUUUUUUGCCCAUUGGUCACAUGACAUUAUCUGAAAAGUUGGUAACAUUGCUAGCUCUGCAGUGUGUAUGCUAGCACUCAAAUAUACGGUGACUUGUUACUCCAAGUAUCACUUUUUAGUGACACAUACAUGGCUUGGUUUAGAUUUUUCAGAAAUGAUUUAAAACAGAAUCAAGUUUUGACGCACACAAAUUUGUUUUUCACGCCUUUUUUGUCAGUUUGUCAGUUACCACCACCCAUAUUGGGCUGAGACACUGGAAACAUGACCUAGUAAUACUCCCUUUUGAGCUUUUAAAUCCUCUUAAUGGAGCAAUGGUAAUCAUCAUUUUUCUGUAACACAGAAAAAUCAGCCAUAGAAGCCACAGCUAACUAGCUGCUGUAAUAUCUUGAUCUUCACUAUCAUUGCUUUUAUUAUAUGAUAAAGCUGAAACUGAAUGUUUUCUCACGUAUUUGCUCCCACAUUUCUACAAAUGAGGCCUUCAAGUGAAGGUGUUUAAAGUCUAAAGGACAAUUGGCUGGUUGUGUCCUGUUAGUGAACAACUAGCCACAGGGUUGUUUUUUUUCUACUGUGUCUACUAUAAGUCACCUAUAAGACAAGUCCCAAACUCUUAGCAUGCACAUUGCUUAGCUCUGAAACUUGUUUGAUGACUGUUCCCACUUUCAUAUUGGCUUCAGUGGACCAAUUGUCCAAAGCCCAAGAAGAGGAGGUCGAUUUCCUCACAAUAAACUCAAGGUGAUAUCACAUUUGAAGUACAGUUUCACUUAAUACUUGUACAGUUAAUAUGUGUUUGUUUUAUUGGUGUGGGGAUGGACAUUUUGUUUCAUUUCUUGCUUAAACAGCAAUACAUUGUGAGAACAGUGUCAGUAAAUAUCUGUACAAUCAAUACAUUUGUUUUUCUUAGGGAUUGUAUGAAAAUUAUUGAUGUGUGAACAGGUGUUGAACGUUGUUUCAUGUUUCAUUUCUUGCCUAACUCACUACAACACAUUUUGAGAACGUCACUAAAUACUUUUACAGAUUUGUUUAAUCUUUUAAUCACCCCCAACAAUUUUCAUACAGUCCCU